Molecule: messenger RNA, 1373 nt
Organism: Paramacrobiotus metropolitanus
Lineage: Eukaryota; Metazoa; Tardigrada; Eutardigrada; Parachela; Macrobiotidae
Product: ovoinhibitor-like
Exons: 8
Coding region: 108-1046 (312 amino acids)
Molecular function (GO): protein binding
Source: RefSeq, a predicted model, not a curated record
CUGUACCUUGACUGCUUUAUAAACCAGUUACUGCCUCUCGUUAGUUACAUCAACUGAUUUAGUUCUAACUUCCGGGCGCAUACUCAAAAUUCCUAACUCACAAAAAAAUGGCAGGCGCUCUGAUUAUUCUGGCACUUUCUCUUGUGGUGGCGGUGGUCGAAGUGCAGGCCAAGCCGAUGUGUCUGUGUCCGGCGCUGUGGCGACCAGUCUGCGGUGAGGACGGGACCACAUACAGCAACGACUGCCAGGCCAGAUGCCAAGGAGUAAGCGUAGCGCACGAGGGUCACUGCGGCAACGUACAGCCCAGGAGCACUUUCUGCACCCUGCAGUACGAUCCGGUGUGCGGCAGCGAUGGCAAGACCUACAGCAACGACUGCUUCGCCCGGGCUGCCGGAGCCCAUGUGGCGCACAAAGGCGAAUGCGCUACUGCCAGGGCCAACGAUAUCAUGUGCACCAUGGAAUACGCGCCAGUCUGCGGCACCAACGGUGUGACCUAUAGCAACCGCUGCUUCGCCCACGCGUCCGGUGCCAACAUCCUACACAGUGGCGCUUGCCGAGGCGAGACCAAGGGUGUCUUCUGCACGCUGGAAUGGGCUCCCGUCUGCGGAAGCGAUGGAAACACCUACAGCAACCGUUGCCACGCCGGUGCCGCUGGCGUGCCGGUGGCCCAUACUGGAGAGUGCCGGGAGGCGGUUAUUUGCACCAUGGAGUAUGCACCCGUUUGCGGUAGCGAUGGAAACACUUAUGGCAAUCGAUGCACUGCUAAUGCUGCCGGAGCAACAAUUGUUCAUGAUGGUGAAUGCCGGGAAGCUGUUAUCUGCACCAUGGAAUACGCGCCCGUGUGCGGCAGCAAUGGGGAGACCUACAGCAACCGCUGCCUGGCUGGUGCCGCCGGCGUAGCAGUGGCACACAACGGCCCGUGCCGCGAACCCGUGAUCUGCACUAUGGAAUGGGCACCCGUGUGCGGCAACGAUGGGAACACCUAUGGCAAUCGAUGCGCAGCCAAUGCCGCCGGUGUUGAAGUGGCUCACUCCGGAGAAUGCUGAAGUAAUGCCGCGCGGAAUGCGAUUAACGUAUAAAUCAUCUUUAUUUCCUUAACCAGAGUGUCCAGAUUAUCCUCCUCAUGUAUUUUGGCUGCACUGCUCCAUUCAGUGUCAACGAAAUUUAUAAAAUAUAUCAACAGUUUUGGCUGAGGAAUUUUUGUUGGCCUAAGAAAAAUACUAAUUAAAAAAUGCGAAAAGUGUUUUUGAAGUAAUACAAAUAUUUUUGGAUUAAUAUGAAAUGCACGGUUACGGAAAGCCGGGAAAGGCGACGGAUAAAUUCCUAAUCACGUAAAUAAGUUUCACACGGCUAGAAAAAAUCAUUGUUGACAA